Messenger RNA from Photinus pyralis (common eastern firefly), 1743 nucleotides. RefSeq lists its product as uncharacterized. The transcript has a single exon. The coding region runs from base 1 to 1743 and encodes 580 amino acids. NCBI's taxonomy places the organism in Eukaryota, Metazoa, Arthropoda, Insecta, Coleoptera, Lampyridae. The record is from RefSeq and is a predicted model, not a curated record.
AUGCUUGCCGAAUUGGGACGACUUGAAUUCGAGCGGAAAAAUUUUGCACCUCCCACGUGGACCACGCAAGAGGCACAAUUAGAGGAUUUGGAAGACGACCAAGACCGCUUGGACAUCCUUAGUGACGCGGAGAGCGAGCACAGUGACCAUGACACGGAAUCGGAACAGUCGGAUGAUGAAGAUUAUGAUAAUAGAGAUCUUUGUUAUGUCGGUAAGGACAAUGCAACGCGUUGGAUAGCUCAUCCUCCUCGCCCUAACCGUCGAACAGCUAAACAAAAUAUAGUUAUUCAUUUACCUGGUGUAAAGGCAGUUGCAAAGAACGCAAAGUCAAUAAGGGAAUGUUGGGAGUUGUUUUUCCCACUGCAAACCGUAGAGCAUGUUGUAAAUUGUACAAACAUCUACCUUGAUAAACUACGGCCAAAUUACCAGAGGGAGAGAGACUGUCGAAGGACAGAUACUACAGAAAUAUAUGCCCUAUUUGGACUUUUAUAUUUGGCCGGAGUCAAGAAGGCUCAGUAUCUCAAUACCAAGGAGCUAUGGACAGACGAUGGGACGGCUCCAGAAAUUUUUAGGCUGACGAUGUCCAGGGAGAGGUUUCACCUAUUACUGCGCUCAUUACGGUUUGACGACAUAAAUGACAGAGAGAACAGGAAGCAGUUUGAUAAUUUGGCACCGAUUCGUCAAGUAUUUGAAGAAUUUGUACAGAAGUGUCAAAAUAAUUACCAAAUUGGAGAGUACUGCACAGUUGACGAAAUGUUAGAGAGUUUUAGGGGACGCUGUAAAUUUAGACAGUACAUAGCGAACAAACCCGCAAAAUACGGUUUAAAGAUUUGGGCCUUGGUAGAUUCCAAAAUGUAUUAUACCCAUAAUUUGGAAGUCUAUGCUGGAAAACAGCCCGAUGGCCCAUUCAAGCUAGACAACUCUGCAAGCGCCGUCGUAAAACGCAUAACCCAACCAAUUCUAAACACUGGAAGAAACGUCACGAUGGACAACUAUUUUACGUCAAUUCCUCUCGCGAAAUAUAUGCUACAGAUGAAGACAACUAUAGUUGUAACGGUAAGAAAGAAUAAACGAGAGUUGCCAACUGUCUUUUUGAAUACAAAGGAUAGACCACUGCGGAGUACUAUGUUUGCUUUCCACGACAAGAUAGUCGUUGCCUCCUACACACCAAAGCGGGGAAAAAAUGUUUUGACACUCUCUACAUUUCAUUCUGGCGAUACAAUCGAUCCAGAAUCCGGUGAUUUAUUGAAACCCGACAUCAUUACCUUUUAUAAUAAAACUAAGGGUGGAGUCGACGUUGUUGACGAGCUAAAAAGUCUGUACUCUGUAUCCCGCUUCUGUUGUAGAUGGCCCUUGCGAUUAUUCUUUACCAUUAUGGAUAUUGGAGUUAUUAACUCCCAAAUAAUAUUCAAGAGUAACACAGAAAUUAUUCAGGAUCGCAGAAUAUACCUAAAGGAAUUGGCCCAAGAGCUGAUAAAGCCGCAUCUAGUAUAUCGUUCCACAAUAAGAUAUUUGCCAUUGGUACUUCGCACACGAAUAAAGCAGACCUUGAAGAUACCUGAACCCGACCAUGCCGUAGCACACGAGACUCAAGGAUUUUGUGGAUUUUGCCCACGACGAAAAAAUCGCAAAACUAAAAAACGUUGCGGGCGCUGCACAACAGCGAUCUGCACAGAACAUGCAAAAUAUCUUUGUCCAACCUGUGCUGAUGAAAUUGCUACAAGUGAAGAUUCGGCCAAUUAA